Molecule: messenger RNA, 1548 nt
Organism: Brienomyrus brachyistius
Lineage: Eukaryota; Metazoa; Chordata; Actinopteri; Osteoglossiformes; Mormyridae
Exons: 1
Coding region: 1-1548 (515 amino acids)
Biological process (GO): attachment of mitotic spindle microtubules to kinetochore
Source: RefSeq, a predicted model, not a curated record
AUGCCUGGUGUUGCGAUCAAGCAUGUGUGCUACCAUUGUUAUCCCUGCCUCCUCCCGCCCGCUGGCAACAGCACGCCGCGCCUCCUCCCGCCCGCUGGCAACAGGACACCCCGCCUCCUCCUAACCUCUGCCAACAGGACGCCCCGCCUCCUCCUAGCCUCUGCCAACAGGACGCCCUGCCUCCUCCCGCCCACUGCCAACAGGACGCCUCGCCUCCUCCUAGCCUCUGCCAGCAGGACGCCCUGCUUCCUCCCGCCCGCUAGCAACAGGACACCCUGCCUCCUCCAGGCCUCUGGCAACAGGACGCCCCGCCUCCUCCCGCCCACUGGCAACAGGACACACCGCCUCCUCCUAGCCUCUGCCAGCAGGACGCCCUGCCUCCUCCCACCCGCUAGCAACAGGACACCCCGCCUCCUCCAGGCCUCUGGCAACAGGACGCCCUGCCUCCUCCCGCCCGCUAGCAACAGGACACCCCGCCUCCUCCUAGCCUCUGCCAGCAGGACGCCCCGCCUCCUCCCGCCCACUGGCAACAGGACACCCCGCCUCCUCCUAGCCUCUGCCAGCAGGACGCCCUGCCUCCUCCCACCCGCUAGCAACAGGACACCCCGCCUCCUCCCGCCCACUGGCAACAGGACACCCCGCCUCCUCCAGGCCUCUGGCAACAGGAUGCCCCGCCUCCUCCCGCCCACAGGCAACAGGACACCCCGCCUCCUCCUAGCCUCUGCCAGCAGGACGCCCCGCCUCCUCCCGCCCACUGGCAACAGGACACCCCGCCUCCUCCUAGCCUCUGGCAACAGGACGCCCCGCCUCCUCCCGCCCACUGGCAACAGGACACCCCGCCUCCUCCUAGCCUCUGGCAACAGCACGCCCCGCCUCCUCCCCGCCGCUGCCAACAGGACGCCCCGCCUCCUCCCGCCCACUGGCAACAGGACACCCCGCCUCCUCCCCGCCGCUGCCAACAGGACGCCCCGCCUCCUCCCGCCCACUGGCAACAGGACACCCCGCCUCCUCCCCGCCGCUGCCAACAGGACGCCCCGCCUCCUCCCGCCCACUGGCAACAGGACACCCCGCCUCCUCCCCGCCGCUGCCAACAGGACGCCCCGCCUCCUCCCGCCCACUGGCAACAGGACACCCCGCCUCCUCCUAGCCUCUGGCAACAGCACGCCCCGCCUCCUCCCCGCCGCUGCCAACAGGACGCCCCGCCUCCUCCCGCCCACUGGCAACAGGACACCCCGCCUCCUCCUAGCCUCUGGCAACAGCACGCCCCGCCUCCUCCCCGCCGCUGCCAACAGGACGCCCCGCCUCCUCCCGCCCACUGGCAACAGGACACCCCGCCUCCUCCUAGCCUCUGGCAACAGCACGCCCCGCCUCCUCCUAGCCUCUGGCAACAGCACGCCCCGCCUCCUCCCCGCCGCUGCCAACAGGACACCCCGCCUCCUCCCGCCCGCUAGCAACAGGACACCCCGCCUCCUUCAGGCCUCUGGCAACAGGAUGCCCCACCUUCUCCUAGCCUCUGCCAACAGGACGCCUCCCUCUGUUCAUUACUGA